AGAGUGAGUGCUGUCAGCUGACUUCCUGUCUAAGGGAGGGACUGCUGCUAGUGUCCCUCUAAUCCUUUAGAUCCCGAAAAAUUAUACGGAGAGGGAAGGGUCCAUUCCGCGCCUCUUCGUGCAGAUACUAAGGAGGACUCAUCAUGGAAUGUGAGGUCUGAGGGACGCCACCAUGAUUGGAGGACUGUUCAUCUACAACCACAAAGGGGAGGUGCUCAUCUCCCGGGUCUACCGUGAUGAUAUAGGACGUAAUGCCGUGGACGCGUUCCGCGUGAAUGUGAUCCACGCUCGUCAGCAGGUGCGCUCCCCUGUCACCAACAUUGCCCGCACCAGCUUCUUCCACGUCAAACGCUCCAACAUCUGGCUGGCUGCCGUCACCAAGCAGAAUGUCAACGCGGCUAUGGUGUUCGAGUUCCUCUACAAGAUGUGUGACGUUAUGGCUGCCUACUUUGGGAAGAUCAGUGAAGAGAAUAUCAAGAACAAUUUUGUGCUCAUCUACGAGUUGCUGGAUGAGAUCCUGGACUUUGGAUACCCCCAGAACUCAGAGACUGGAGCACUCAAGACUUUUAUUACCCAGCAGGGCAUCAAAGGCCAGCAUCAGACUAAAGAGGAGCAGUCUCAGAUCACCAGUCAGGUGACCGGUCAGAUCGGCUGGCGACGUGAAGGCAUCAAAUACCGUCGCAAUGAGCUCUUCCUGGAUGUGCUAGAAAGUGUCAACCUGCUCAUGUCUCCACAGGGUCAGGUCCUGAGCGCCCACGUCUCUGGUCGUGUGGUGAUGAAGAGCUACCUAAGUGGAAUGCCUGAAUGCAAGUUUGGCAUGAAUGACAAAAUCGUAAUUGAUAAACAGGGAAAGGGAGGAACUACAGAUGAUCCUGGAAAAAGUGGGAAACAGUCCAUAGCCAUCGAUGACUGCACUUUCCAUCAAUGUGUGCGUCUCAGCAAGUUCGACUCUGAGCGCAGCAUCAGUUUCAUUCCUCCGGAUGGAGAAUAUGAGCUUAUGAGGUAUCGCACCACUAAGGACAUUAUUCUGCCCUUCCGGGUCAUUCCGCUGGUCCGAGAGGUUGGACGCACAAAGCUGGAGGUCAAAGUUGUCAUCAAAUCUAAUUUCAAGCCCUCACUCCUGGCACAGAAAAUUGAGGUACGCAUUCCAACACCUCUGAACACUAGUGGAGUGCAGGUGAUCUGUAUGAAAGGAAAAGCCAAAUACAAGGCCAGUGAGAACGCCAUUGUGUGGAAGAUCAAACGCAUGGCAGGAAUGAAGGAGUCUCAGAUCAGUGCUGAGAUUGAGCUGCUGCCCACUAACGAUAAGAAGAAGUGGGCCCGUCCACCCAUUUCCAUGAACUUUGAGGUUCCGUUUGCACCCUCUGGGUUGAAGGUGCGUUACCUGAAGGUAUUCGAGUCGAAACUGAAUUACAGUGACCAUGAUGUUAUUAAAUGGGUGCGAUACAUUGGACGCAGCGGAAUCUACGAGACGCGCUGCUAAUGAGCCCAGCAUUUUCUGUGCUAUAAAUAUAUACUAUGUUUCCCUCCCUUCCCUCUCCUCAACAUUUGUGGAUAAAAUGAAAAGGCAAAUUACAAAAAUAUGCACCAUGUGAAAUGUAAUAUCCUGUAUUUGUACAAGUGCUGUAAUGAACAGGUCCAGUGGAGAGCUUAAAGGCGCCCUCGGUUAAGACCAGAGUGGGUGGUCUCCAUUAAGGUCUCUGUGGCGUAUGUCUAACUUUAAAACCCCUUCCUGAUUUGAUGAAGUUGGUCUAAUUACACUGGCAUAUUACAGCAUUCUGCUUCAGUACGGUCAGUUUUGUCUGUGGUUAUUCUCAUAUUGGUCAUACUCUUAGUAUCUGAUGUCUCUCUUUCUCUGUGACUGUUUAGUUCAGUAAAAUAUAUAAUGGGGAAAAAA
Messenger RNA from Myxocyprinus asiaticus (Chinese sucker), 1897 nucleotides. Its product is annotated as AP-2 complex subunit mu-A-like. Gene Ontology annotation, biological process: intracellular protein transport; clathrin-dependent endocytosis. Gene Ontology annotation, molecular function: clathrin-cargo adaptor activity. Lineage: Eukaryota; Metazoa; Chordata; Actinopteri; Cypriniformes; Catostomidae. The coding region runs from base 173 to 1483 and encodes 436 amino acids. Gene Ontology annotation, cellular component: AP-2 adaptor complex; cytoplasmic vesicle. The transcript has 12 exons. The record is from RefSeq and is a predicted model, not a curated record.